Molecule: messenger RNA, 373 nt
Organism: Dentiscutata heterogama
Lineage: Eukaryota; Fungi; Glomeromycota; Glomeromycetes; Diversisporales; Gigasporaceae
Source: the annotation of a GenBank genome assembly
AUGGCGCGUCAGUGCUAUUUUAGUACGUCUGAAGAACAGCUAUUAUGUAAAGGAGAGUUAAGAACAAUCAGUUUUUCAACACCAAUUUCUGAAGAACGACGUCAAGAAUUAGAAGGAAAGUGUCUUUGCCAAACACAUUAUAAUCACGAAGUUGUUAAUAAAAACUAUUAUCAAAAACAUCAAACAAAAUUAAACGAAUACUGUGCCCAUCCAAAGCAUAAACUUGAUUCAACUGCUAAAAUAUGUCAUAGAUGUAUUAAGUUUACUGACCAAGAUCCUGAUUAUAUAACAAGUAAUGAUUAUAUUCAGGCAAUUAAACGAUCACGAUUUUCUCAAAACAGCAAUAACAUUGAAACACAAAAAACAAUUCGAA